Epinephelus lanceolatus (giant grouper) is the source of this 2046-nucleotide messenger RNA. It is a transcript of the gene ears2, whose product is annotated as glutamyl-tRNA synthetase 2, mitochondrial. Lineage: Eukaryota; Metazoa; Chordata; Actinopteri; Perciformes; Serranidae. Gene Ontology annotation, molecular function: glutamate-tRNA ligase activity; tRNA binding; ATP binding. Gene Ontology annotation, cellular component: mitochondrion. Gene Ontology annotation, biological process: glutamyl-tRNA aminoacylation. The record is from RefSeq and is a predicted model, not a curated record.
GAACACGAAGAAGUAGUAGACGAAGAAGAGGAGGAGGAGGAGGAAGUCAUGUAUGACCCAAACAAACGCCUUCAAAGACAUGUGAGGGACAAAUAUUAGUAAUAUAACGAGUAUUAAAACGUCCCGUGUUGUCGUCUUGCUGUCGCCUAUCGAAAUACAGUGUCAGUAACGUCGUAUACACUCACGGAGCUGUGUUGCCACCCAGCUAGCUAACGUUAGCUAACGUUAGCUCGGCCAAUGUAAAAGUUAUGAUGCCGCUGGCUCUGAGAUGUUUUCGGUGUCUGACAGCGGUCAGAAACAGGCGGGUUAGACUCCAGCUCAACACAGCCGUCACUAGAUGCUGCUCCACGGUUCAGGGUGAAGUGAGGGUCAGGUUUGCACCCAGUCCCACAGGCUUCUUACACCUCGGUGGCCUCCGAACUGCUCUGUACAAUUACAUCUUUGCCAAGAAGUAUGGAGGCUCAUUUGUCCUGCGACUGGAGGACACUGAUCAGAGCAGGCUGGUACCAGGAGCUGCAGAGUCCAUAGAGGACAUGUUGGAGUGGGCCGGUGUACCUCCAGAUGAGAGUCCUCGUCGAGGAGGCCCGAUGGGUCCGUACCUGCAGUCUCAGAGACUGGACCUGUACAGUCAGACGGCCCAGCAGCUUGUGGAGAGUGAUCACGCCUACUACUGUUUCUGCAGCUCUCAGAGACUCGAUCUGCUCAAAAAAGAGGCCUUACGGACUGGUCAGACACCCAGGUAUGACAACAGGUGUCGUCACCUUCGGGCCGAGCAGGUCAAGGAGAAACUGGCUCAGGGAGUGCCGCAUGUGAUUAGGUUUCAUCUGGAAGCAGGUGUCGAGCCUUUUCACGAUCUGAUCUUUGGACGGUAUCAUCAUGAGGUGGCACAGGUGGAGGGGGAUCCUGUAGUGAUCAAAGCAGAUGGUUUUCCCACCUAUCACCUUGCCAACAUCGUAGAUGAUCAUUACAUGAGGAUCAGCCAUGUGCUGCGGGGGUCUGAGUGGCUCAUCUCCACCUCCAAACAUCUCCUCAUGUACCGUGCUCUUGGAUGGCAGCCGCCCACUUUUGGACAUCUGCCACUUCUGAUGAACAAAGACGGCAGCAAGCUGUCCAAGAGGCAGGGGGAUAUAUUCAUUCAAAGCUUCCAGAGAAAUGGAGUCCUGCCCGAGGCUCUGCUGGACAUCACAACCAACUGUGGGUCUGGAUUCAACACCAAUCGAAUUGGGCGCAGGAUAGAUGAACUGAUCUCUGAGUUUAAUCCGUCGAAGAUCACAACACAUUCGGCUCUGUUAGACCUGGAAAAACUACCAGAGUUCAACAGAAUUCACCUGCAACGUCGUAUUGAAGAUGAGGAGCAGUGCCAUUUGCUGAUAAAGGAUCUGCAGGGACAGAUCCAGCAGGCCUGUACAGCUGAGAUCCAGGACAAAGUGCUACACGAGGAUUAUAUCCGGCGGGUGCUUCAUCAUCGUAAGGGCCACAUAACCUCCCUGAAGGAGCUGUCAAGUCCUGCUUACUCUUACCUGUGGGUGCGUCCUUCCUUCUCCAGCCAGCAGGUGGCAGAACUCACUGCAGAGGCACAGCACAUCGCUUCAUUAGUGCUGAAAUUAAUAGCUGAGCAAGGUGAAGAGCUGAAAAUGGAUCAACUCAGUAAAGAUCUGAAGACCCUGGCUAAGCAGGCUAAAGCCACCAAGUACAGAGAAGUGAUGAAGCUGUUACGCCUGGUUCUCAGUGGUCUGCAGCAAGGACCCAGUGUAGCUGAGAUGAUGGUGUGUUUGGGGCCUGCAGAGAUCAGCCAUCGAUUCCAGAAACUUCUGCUGCUUUCAGAGACAAAUUAAAGACUGGACAGCGUGUCAGAUCACAGAUCAAUAGGAACAUGAUGAAGAUAAGCUGCUGUUUAAGACAUGUAUGUUGACAGUUACAUGCAACCACCUGGCGAUUCUGCCAAAACGAUCUGGGACACAUUUAACGUGAUCUGCACCCAACUGAUAUAAUUUAAACAAUACCUGAAUUAUUGUAACAUUUUUUAUAAAAGAGAUGAAAACAGAU